AAACCCCAUUUCUAACUCCAGAAAACAACUACUCGACUACUCUCUCUCACUUUUCUGGGUUCUUUUUGAGUCCUUUGCAACAGACCCUCUUACAAAAAGAUCAUUUUUUUGGGGUACUCUUCUCUGGUUCUUCAACUUGGGAACCUGGUUUUUGUGGUUUCUUUUUAUUAAUCAUGGAGGAUGGUUCAAGAAAUAGGACUCAUUUCAACAUGACUUCACGAAAAGCCGAAGAAGCGGCUUGGAGACGCUAUGAGGCCACUCAGUGGCUAGAAAGUCAAGUGGGUCCUCUUGGUAUAUCAAACCAGCCUACUGAGAGAGAACUGAUUUCUUGCUUGAGAAAUGGUCUGAUUCUUUGCAAUGCCAUUAACAAGAUUCAUCCAGGAGCAGUGCCUAAGGUUGUGGUUGUGGACAAUCAAGUGCCUUCACAAUCACUUACCUGGGAUUCACAGCCUUUGCCUGCCUAUCAGUAUUUUGAAAAUGUACGCAAUUUUCUGUUUGCGAUGGAAGAAUUAAAGCUUCCAGCUUUUGAAGCUGCUGAUCUUGAAAAGGAUAAUCUCGAGAUGGGAUCGGCAGCAAAAGUGGUUGAUUGCAUUUUGGCACUUAAAUCGUUUCAAGAGUUGAAGCAGAUGAACAAUCAGAAUGGAUACAUUAAACACAUAAAAUCUCCUUUGCCUAUGAGAAUGCAUACAAGAGCAGCUGCGUUCUCCUCUGAUGCUUGUAGGCACUUGGAUUUGUCUUCCAAAUUGGAAAAAAUGCCUCCCGCUGAGUGUAAUUUUCCGAAAAGAGAAGAAAUUGUGGAAUUACUUGCCAAGCAACUGGUUGACCGUAUGUUUGAUGCCAAAGAAAAUAUCGAUGGAAACAUUAUUGCUUCUCUCCGUAAAGAACACCUGGUAGCGGAUCCAAUAAAGGUAUUUAAUCAGAUAAUGGCAUGUUGUAAUGGGGAACAGCCACCUACAAAGUUCAAUGAGUUGCCAUUGCUUCCAAAGGAUUCUGCAAAAGAAAAGGAUAACUUACCACCUCAUUCCACUUCAACACCUAUGCAAUCAGAUGCUUUAUCUGCUCCUGACAGUUCUAAGCAUUGCCAAGCUUGCCCCAGAAAGUGCAAGUGCAAUCAGGUGCAUCUUUUAGACAGGCAGGAAAAAGAACUACUGGAUCUCAAGGCUUUGAAGUUGAAAAUUAAGAAAGAGUUUGAAGAGAUGCAGUCACAGUUUCAAGGAUUUUUUAAUGAUAUUGGGAGUCAAAUACAGGAGAUGUCAACUAAAGCUCUUGGAUAUCACAAAGUAGUAGAAGAGAAUAGGAAACUAUACAACAUGGUUCAAGAUUUGAAAGGUAAUAUUCGAGUUUACUGCAGAAUCAGGCCCUCAUUCCGGGCUGAAUCCAAGAAUGUUGUUGAUUUCAUUGGGGAAGAUGGUUAUCUAUUCAUUUUAGAUCCAACAAAAACACUAAAAGAUGGAAGGAAAGUAUUUCAGUUUAAUCGGGUUUUUGGUCCAACAGCUGACCAAGAUGAGGUUUAUAAGGAUACUCAACCAUUAAUUAGAUCUGUGAUGGAUGGGUACAAUGUUUGUAUUUUUGCUUAUGGUCAAACUGGAUCGGGGAAGACUUACACCAUGAGUGGUCCUUCAGGUGGAGUGACAUCAAAGGAUAUGGGAAUCAAUUAUCUGGCACUACAUGAUUUGUUUCAAAUGUCUAAUGAAAGGAAGGACAUCAUAAGCUAUGAUAUUUAUGUGCAAAUGGUUGAGAUUUACAAUGAACAAGUUAGAGACUUACUUGCAGAGGACAAAACAGACAACAAAUUAGAAAUCCGGAGCUGCAAUGAUGACGGGUUGAGCCUUCCUGAUGCUAGAUUGCAUUUGGUGAAGUCUCCAACUGAUGUUCUGACCCUCAUGAAACUUGGUGAGGUUAAUCGUGCCGUCAGUUCGACUUCAAUGAACAAUAGGAGUAGUCGAUCCCACAGUGUACUUACUGUGCAUGUUAAUGGUAAAGAUACAUCUGGGAGCUCCAUUCGCAGCUGCUUGCACUUAGUAGACCUAGCUGGAAGUGAACGAGUUGACAAGUCUGAAGUUACAGGGGAAAGACUAAAGGAAGCACAAUUUAUUAACAAGUCUCUUUCCUGUUUGGGAGAUGUGAUCACAGCCCUGGCUCAAAAGAAUUCUCACAUCCCUUAUAGGAACAGCAAACUCACACUUCUUUUGCAGGACUCCUUAGGUGGACAUGCUAAAACAUUGAUGUUUGCUCAUGUGAGUCCGGAAGCAGAUUCAUUUGGUGAAACAGUGAGUACUCUAAAGUUUGCUCAGCGGGUUUCCACUGUGGAACUGGGGGCAGCCCGUAUGAACAAAGAAAGCAGCGAGGUUAUGCAUCUUAAAGAACAGGUUGAGAACCUUAAGAUUGCAUUGGCAACCAAGGAAGCUCAGAGAGUAAUGUUCCAAAGAAUUAAAGAACCACACACUCCAUUAGAGAAGCCAAGACUGGUGUCUGAGAAAACUCCAUUGCGCCCACGAAGACUUAGCAUUGAGAACUGCAGCGCUGUAAAGACUGAUAAAUCCGUGAAUCAUGAGGAUAGAAGUGGAGCCAAAUCACCACUUUUGUUACCUCGUUCGAGAAGAUUAAGUUUGGAAGGAGGUUCAAAAACUAUCAAGAAAGAUAGUCUACCAAAAGUAUCAGAUGAUACAGUAAGCAAAGCUUUACAGUACGAGUCAGUGUCUCGACAGAAAUAUCACCCAAUGCAAGAUCCAGAAUCAGUAUCAAAACUAAACGGCCAUUUCAGCAGUGGCAAUUCCAGGUCAGAGUUGCAUACCAGAACCCCUCGAAGUCCUACAAGCAUUUCCUAUCAAACGAGAUUGAUAAAAGUAAAAGGUGGGAUGCAAGUUCAUCCUCUUAAACUGCCUCAAACACCUGAACCACCAGUGCUGGAUGGAAAUGAUGCACAUGGCACGAAGGUGAUGGGUAGCACAAAUGGAAAAGGAUCCCAGAUAAGAAAAUCCUUGAGAACAAUUGGGAAACUGAUAAAUGGCCCUGAUAAGAGGAGCCAACAAAAUAAUAUGGUUGAAGUCAAGUCACCCAUCAAGGGCACUGGUCAUACAAAUCAUGUAAAAUCACCAAUUUCAGCUGCUGAGAAAACUAAAAAGAGGCAAUCUCUAACGGGGACUCAACCACCACUGUCAAAUAACUCCCGUAGAUCUUCACUUGGAGGGAAGCCAGUAGUAGCAUAUGACAAGGACGGAAAUGCUAGAACUCCUCCUUCCCAUUCAGACACCAAGACUGCAAAACGGUGGCUGUAGAUCAUUGCUUCGACUCAAAGCACGCCAACAUUGCUGACUUAGUUUAGGACAAGCAGAUUUUGGUUUAGGACAAUGUACAAAAAGGGCAACAAAGUAUUUGUAGAAUACUCAGAUAUGAUAUUUCAGUGAGGCUAUCUGUCUUUUCCAAAGGGGCAUUCUUGUAAUAACAAAUUCAAGAAACAGAAACAAAUUAAAAAAAUUCAUGUUCAUUCAUGCAGCCUUAAGUUCA
Molecule: messenger RNA, 3507 nt
Organism: Glycine soja
Lineage: Eukaryota; Viridiplantae; Streptophyta; Magnoliopsida; Fabales; Fabaceae
Product: kinesin-like protein KIN-14L
Exons: 20
Coding region: 174-3278 (1034 amino acids)
Biological process (GO): microtubule-based movement
Molecular function (GO): ATP binding; microtubule motor activity; microtubule binding
Source: RefSeq, a predicted model, not a curated record